UUUUCUUUGGACCGAUCUGUGAUAUUGAAAUGUUCAGUUUUUGAUCGAGACGAGCUACGCGAUUGCAUCUGCAGUUUUUUUUUACUUAAUCAGUCUGUCGUAAGAUAUGUGGAGAAAAUUUGAAAGUGUUUUUCAUUGCUAGAUCUUUAGAGAAGUUAGCAGAAUGGUCAAAGAUCGUCUAAGGGAGCUCUUGGAGAACUGCAACGUAGAAGAGUACAAAUUCGUACAGGAGCAUGAGUUUAUGACCCUGUAUCUCCAGGAUAAGGUCCUGGAAGACCUGGAAAAGUUUGCAGAGGUUUCUGAAUGGAUCAGGAAGCUGCGACGGAACGUUCUGGACAUCGAGGUGAACAUCUUCUGCGAAGGCUUCUCGAAGGCCGGCCACAAGCUGAAGGAAAAUGCUAACCUGUGUUACAAAAUUUACACCUCGGUCCGGAAGAUGCAGGCCGACUUCGAGCGAGGGGGAGUGCGCCCAAAGAUUGAUGACGAUGACGAUCUUGUUGCCAGGGUCCGAAGCGUUCAGUUCGAGGGCAUCAAGAAGGAGUACAUCAGUGCGUACUGGAAGUACCAUUCGGUGAUAAGACGUUACGAGGAUCUCGUAAGUCGACCACAUCUGAUACAAUCAUCCCGCGAAACGGUUGCCUCGCUGGAAACGGAACCAACCGAUGCGCUGCUGCUCCAGAAACAGGUCCGAGAGGCGUAUCCGAGUGCCAAUGGAGCACCGCCCAAAACCUACUCGGAUCCGGAACUUGCCUCGGCCCAGAACACCCUGCACCAGAUGGAGGAUCGCAAACACGAGUUGAUGCUCCUGGAGAAAUCCCUGGUCGAGAUGCGUGAUUUGUUUGUACUUUUUUCGACCCUAGUCAUGGAACACGGGAGUUUGCUGAACCUGAUCGAGGGAAACGUGCAGCUUGCUUCCGGUCAUGUGUCGAAGGCGGUUCAGCAUCUGCAAACGGCUCGGGAGUUCUCCUGGAGGGCCACGGCGAAUCGGUGCUGGUGCUUUAAUAAAAUAACCUUAAUGUUAGUUUUACUCGGUAUACUAGUGGCAGUGGCUGUUGUUUUGGCUCUGAAAAAGUUCCUUUUUUAAUAAAAUGA
Messenger RNA from Uranotaenia lowii, 1092 nucleotides. Its product is annotated as syntaxin-4-like. Gene Ontology annotation, molecular function: SNAP receptor activity; SNARE binding. Bases 164 to 1084 code for a protein of 306 amino acids. Gene Ontology annotation, cellular component: membrane; SNARE complex; endomembrane system. Lineage: Eukaryota; Metazoa; Arthropoda; Insecta; Diptera; Culicidae. Gene Ontology annotation, biological process: vesicle-mediated transport; vesicle fusion; intracellular protein transport. The record is from RefSeq and is a predicted model, not a curated record. The transcript is spliced from 4 exons.